AUUAAAUAUAUCAUCCAUGGGAACUGGCGAGGAAAAGUGGUCCAGACUGAGUACAGAGAGCGAUGCGACGAUUGGGAGGUUGAUACGUGUGUGUAUACGUACAUGUAAUGCAAAUCUGGCCGUCCAUCCGACGGGCUGUGGAGGACACGUGGCGGCUAUCGGCUGUCACACCAAAGACAAGAAAUCGAAAAAUGGCGAAAGGGCCAUCGUCGAAAGGCUCAAAACGGAAGUGAGGCUGCUACAACACGAGAUCGAUGAGAUCAUGUGCAUACGCGAAGCCGAGAGCCAACUCUACAAGAGAGAAUUAAUGGCCUUUGCCUUAAAACAAGCCGAGUGGAAGAGACAUCGUAAGAGGCUUAAAGAGGAGGUAAGAAAACUCCGGAAGGCUGUCCAAGAUCGGGAAAAAUUAGGGACAACAAGUACUAGGAAAAAAUGUUGUCUCAAGGAGGACGAGGAAAUGGCGAGGAGAGAUGAGACUGUGGAGAAGUGGAAACAACUCUAUUUUGCUAUCAAAAUCGAGCUUGAUGACCUCAUUCAAAGGACUUGUCAAGGUUAACUUUUGUUU
This is a messenger RNA of Andrographis paniculata, 565 nucleotides long. RefSeq lists its product as uncharacterized. The transcript is spliced from 2 exons. The coding region runs from base 17 to 556 and encodes 179 amino acids. The record is from RefSeq and is a predicted model, not a curated record. Lineage: Eukaryota; Viridiplantae; Streptophyta; Magnoliopsida; Lamiales; Acanthaceae.